GUUCAUUUAUUUACACAUAUACACACACACAUAACCCUCAUCUACUCAUUGUUGAGUUAAGGGUUGAAUUUCUCAUUCUUCUUCUAUUCUCUGUCACUGUUUGUUAAGGACUCAGGUGCAGAAGAGUGACAAUUGAACUCAGACUUUAUUUAAUUAAAUUUCUAUGCUAUCUCUAGAACAGAGUGAUCAAAACAAAGUGGCUACAAAAUCUAUCUGAGGAACAAAGGAAUGUAGCAAAGGGCAUAAGGCCGAAAACAGAAAAAAUCACUCCAUAAGGAGGAAAAGGGCAAUAGCAAAAUUUUUAUACGAAUCUAAUAGCGAAAACUAACAAUCUACAAUUAUCUACAAAAGGAAAAUCAUUCAUGCAAAGUAGUCGAGAAGGCAGUAAACUAAAGACGCUCCAGAAGGAGGGAAAAGGAAAACAUGGCACUAUGAACUAGAUACAAAUUACUAGCAUGAAAAACUUUAGCAACAGAAAAUCACUCUCUUAGAGGAAACAAAGAAAUCAAUAAAUAAAGUGAGACAAUACUUAUCAAAACUUGGUACAAGGCUGUGGACAAGGCUGGAGGCACGUAGCGAGACGAUAUACUCUGGCACAAGACAAGAGGAGGAAGAGACAUUUAUACACAUGAGGGAGGGUGACACAGGUGGGCACAAUCAGGCAAUCAGGAGAGACAGACCAGUGACACGGGAGGAAGGGCAAGUUACCUGAAACGAGAAGGAGAGUUAACCUUUCAAAAUAAAACAGGAAAGGACAAGACAACAUGAAACCAGACAAGACUUCACCCAGGUGUGACACUGUUUUUCUAACCAUAAGCAUGUACAGUAGAUGGCAGUAUUGUCCUGUUUAAAAGUGUCACAACAUUGCUGUUUAGGGCAGACGAACUGCUUUACGGUGUGACGUUUCGUUGGCAUUGUGGUGAUGCGGUUGCGUUCUCUCGUUGGUGCAGUCGGAAUGGACACAGGAUGAAGGCUUAUGUCAGUGACCUACAUCUCAUGUCUGUGCGCCAAGAGCCCGCAGUCUCCUCGGCGCUAGACCAGAGCCCACAGUCUCCUCGGCGCUAGACAUGGGCAAGAAGCAGGCGCAGCCGCCAAGCGGGGAGUCCGGGACUGAAGACGAUGCUGGUCUAGAAGCGGGUGCGAGGAAAGAUGAGCCAGCAGCGGACAGCGAGGGCAAAGUCCCGCAGGAGGACAGCAAAGUCCUGCAGGAGGACAGCAGCGUCCAGCUGAUCGACACCGGCUGCGAGCCCAUCUCCUGCCCGGGUCUCGAAGCGGACCCGGCGGUUCCAGUGGACAGGCACGGCGCAGGAUUCGUGCCCCCCGAAGGAGGUUUUGGCUGGCUGGUGGUUCUGGCAGCAACCUGGUGCAAUGGGUCCAUCUUCGGAAUCCAGAACUCUUUUGGCAUCCUGCACUUGAUGCUGGUGAAGGAGCAUGCGGACCCGGAGGACCAGACGUCCCAGUUCAAAGUGGCCUGGGUCGGGGCUCUGGCCAUGGGCAUGAUCUUCUUCUGUUCACCGGUGGUCAGCAUGUUCACCGACCAUUUUGGCUGUCGGACAACGGCGGUCAGUGGGGCGGUGCUGGCGUUCAUUGGACUGCUGAGUACAUCUUUUGCAAACUCCCUGAGCCUGCGUUAUUUCACUUAUGGCAUCCUGUUUGGCUGCGGAUCCUCCUUCGCCUUCCAGCCCUCGUUGGUCAUCCUGGGCCACUACUUUCGCCGGCGCCUUGGCUUGGCCAACGGCGUGGUGACGGCGGGUGCCAGCCUCUUCUCCAUGGGUCUCCCAGUGUUGCUGGACAAGGUGGUGGAACCGCUGGGACUCAGCAGGACCUUCCAGAUCCUCAGCCUCUUCAUGCUUGUGCAAGCCUUGCUGGCGCUGACAUUCAAGCCUUUGCUACCGGCCGGACAUGGCAUGGGACCACCAGGCAUUGCUGAGUCUCCAACUCAGCCAGGGAACACUGCACAGAGCGCAAAGUGGUGGAAUAAGGCCUUGGCGGGGGUCAGAAAGUACUUUAACCUGAGAGUUUUCCGCAUACUCACUUACCGUGUUUGGGCAUUUGGAGUUGCCACAGCUGUAUUGGGCUACUUUGUGCCUUACAUCCAUCUGAUGAACUUUGUACAGGAGCAGUUCAAGGGCACCGAGAAAGAAUGGCUGCUCCUGGUGUGCAUCGGAGCCUCUUCCGGGGUGGGACGGCUCGCUUUUGGCAAGAUCGGAGACCUUAUCCCUGGCCUGAAGAAGAUCUACAUGCAGGUGGUGUCCUUCAUGGCCCUGGGUGUGAUGUCCAUGUUGAUCCCUCAGUGUGCCGUCUUCGAGGGUCUGGUGGUGGUGUGCAUAUUCCUGGGUCUGUGUGACGGCUGCUUCCUCACCAUGAUGGCCCCCAUAGCGUUCGAGCUGGUGGGGCCCAUGCAGGCCUCGCAGGCCAUCGGCUACCUGCUGGGCCUCAUGUCUCUGCCAAUGACCGCAGGGCCGCCCAUCGCAGGUCUCCUCCAUGAUUAUUUCGGCAACUACUUGGUGGCCUUCUCCCUGGCCGGCGUGCCCCCCAUGGUGGGAGCGGCGGUGCUCUUCUUUGUGCCCCUCAUCCACCGCCCGCUGCAGACGGCAGAGAGGGAGAGCGGCGCCAACAUGCUGGCCGACGCCCCCAUGUUGGCCGACGCCCCCAAGAGCUGCUCCAACGGAGACCUGCUGCCUGGCUACACUGACCUAGAAACCAAUAUUUGACUGGAGCCGUAUGGAAACACUGGAGGGACCAGCACUUUGCUUGACCUUUGACCUCCUUGACACGCUCCAGAAGGUCUGACAUGAUGCUCGGAGAGAAGCAGAUGAAGAGACUACAUUGCUAGUUUAGGUCUCACAUUGUAGAUAGAAAUCAUAGCACUUCUUACAAUCUGCUUUUUGGCAUCCACUCAUGAGUGUGAGCGGCACUGGAAUUGAGGAUUUCUAUUUGUCCUCAACUCCUGGCAAAAUUCUGUUGAUGACAUCAACCUUCUCCACUUUUGAGGGAGCAGCCUAUUUCAACAUUUUCAAUUUUGCAAAUUACAAAACCCCAAAAGCAGCGAAGUUGUCACCUUGUGUAAACGCUAAAUGAAAAGACAAUACAACAAAUCCUUUUCAACUUGUAAGCCACACCCACUAAAGUACCACAGACUAUAACCCUCCCGCUAUCUAAGCCACACCCACUAAACUACCACAGAUUCUAAACCCCCCUGCUAUCUAAGCCACACCCACUAAACUACCGCAGACUGUAAACCCCCCGCUAUCUAAGUCACACCCACUAAACUACCACGACUAUAAACCCCCCGCUAUCAAAGCCACAUCCACUAAACUACCACAGACUAUAAACCCCCUGCUAUCUAAGCCACACCCACUAAACUACCACAGACUAUAAACCCCCCGCUAUCAAAGCCACAUCCACUAAACUACCACAGACUAUAAACCCCCUGCUAUCUAAGCCACACCCACUAAACUACCAUAGACUAUAAACCCCCGCUAUCUAAGCCACACCCACUAAACUACCACAGACUAUAAACCCCCAUGCUAUCUAAGCCACACCCACUAAACUACCACAGACUAUAAACCCCCCUGCUAUCUAAGCCACACCCACUAAACUACCACAGACUAUAAACCCCCCUAGUAUCUAAGCCACACCCACUAAACUUUGGAAGACAAAAAUACUGUGAGUGUAUUUCUUCCUACACUUUGACCCCUGCGGCCUCCAGGUCGGUGUGGCUGGAUGUUCCUUCUCUGACAGCCAUAACAAAAAUGAUAGGAUGAAAAAAAAGGCAAAUUGACUUCCUGGAGGCUGCGGUGUCCUUCGUUUUACUGUUUUCAACAACUGCAAGUAGAAGUGUGGUUCAGGCUUCUAGUUUUCUGUAAAACUGUUUGGACUUACUAAACCUCCUCAUGUGUGACGAAGCAUAUUUGUACAUGCUAUUGUAAUGUAGCGUCCUUAGCAUUAGCAAAUGAGUGUCGUUGUCAGUAUUUUUACCUUACAUUCUUUUUCCAUUGUUUCACUUUCAUAAAUUCCUCAGUAAAUUCACCAAAACGUCAA
Messenger RNA from Nerophis ophidion (straightnose pipefish), 4044 nucleotides. RefSeq names its product solute carrier family 16 member 2 (gene slc16a2). Gene Ontology annotation, molecular function: monocarboxylic acid transmembrane transporter activity; thyroid hormone transmembrane transporter activity. Lineage: Eukaryota; Metazoa; Chordata; Actinopteri; Syngnathiformes; Syngnathidae. The transcript has 8 exons. The record is from RefSeq and is a predicted model, not a curated record. The coding region runs from base 1068 to 2714 and encodes 548 amino acids. Gene Ontology annotation, biological process: transmembrane transport.